GGUACUUGUCGAUCAUAUGAUCCUUCAACUUUGCCAUCGUCUGAUCUUGGGAAAGGGAGUAUCCCUCAACGUUCAUCAAAGUCCGUGAUUUUAGUUUGUAAUACAUUUAAGUUUUAAGGUUUCAGUUCCAAAAAUUCUACAAAAUGGCACUGAGCGAUGCAGAUGUCCAGAAACAGAUAAAGCACAUGAUGGCUUUCAUUGAGCAAGAGGCCAACGAAAAAGCAGAAGAAAUCGAUGCGAAAGCAGAGGAAGAAUUCAACAUCGAGAAGGGUCGUCUCGUUCAGCAGCAGAGAUUGCAGAUCAUGGAGUAUUUUGAAAGGAAGGAGAAGGAUGUCGAACUACAGAAAAAAAUACAGUCAUCCAACAUGCUGAACCAGGCGCGCCUCAAGGUGCUGAAGAUGCGUGAGGACCACGUGCGCGACGUGCUGGACGAAGCACGGAGGAGGCUCGGGGAGGUGACGCGCAACCCCACCCAGUACUCCCAGAUCCUCAGGUCGCUCACGGUGCAAGGCCUGCUGCAGCUGCUGGAGGCGGAGGUGACCCUGCGCGUGCGAGAGCCCGACCACGCCCUCAUGCAGGGCGUGCUGCCGGCCGCAGCACAGGAGUACAAGGGCUUCACGGGCAAGGACGUCAAGCUCAAGCUGGACUCCGAGUCCUUCCUGCCGCCCGACACCACCGGAGGGGUGGAGCUGCUUGCGCAGAACGCUCGCAUCAAGAUCAGCAACACGCUGGAGGCUCGCCUCGAGCUCAUCGCCCAGCAGCUGGUUCCCGAGAUCAGGAACGCCCUUUUCGGCCGCAACCCCAACCGCAAGUUCGCCGAGUAGGACCGUCCCUCCUCGCUCGCCUCCUUUCCCCCUCCCCCUCCCCCUCCCUGCUCCGCCCUGCCUCACAGUCCGAUGAUGUAUCUCCUCUGUGGCUGACAGCGUCGUGUUCACCCUUGGCUUCCUGCAGACUUGUAUUGAUGUGUAGUUGUGCGCAGAAAUUUCUCGUAACUUUCUUGUUUGAAAUUUUAUUUAUUAGAGGAAUUCGUCUGCAAUUUCCUUUUCUUUAGUACAAAUAAUUCACACAGUUGAGAUCAGAUAUGAGUUUCUUUAGUAAUGUUGUGACAGGGUUGUACGGUUGGUGUAACGUAAUCAAAGUUUUGCCUUAUCUACUGAUAUUUGUGAACCCAGUAACUGAUGUUUUGGUUAGGUCGUGGUAUUAUUGAUUAGGGUGAAGCUAGACCAGGAUUAAAAGAGUUUUAAUUUCCUGUCCGUCCCCAGCAUUGGUGCGUGUAUUUGUUAUGUCACUGCAAGAAAGAGUUCAGCAGGGUAGUGACCCGGUUGUGUGAAAACGGAUUUACUAUUAGAUUCAAAAACCCUUUAAUCAUUGCACUUUUAGCAUUUUUCUUUUUGUGCAAACAUGUAGUCACUAACUACAAUCCAACCCACUGUUCUUGCUAAGUGUGCUUUCCACCUUCACAUUCCAGUGUUAUGAAUCCAAAUUAAUCUUUUAGAGACUGUCUUCUACAUUCCAGAUAAACAUACUGAAAUUUAACUAAAUAAUAUUAAAUCAAAUUUAUAAAGUCUUGCAAAGUCACCUAAAAUAAAUUCAUUUGCUAUGUACUUAAAAAGGUUUUUUUUACACUUGAAAACAGAGUGUUUAUUUUAGGUUGUGACUUACUAUACGAAUAUUGUUUGAAAGUUUGCAUGGUAGUCACAGAAGUAAAUACAUCUUGGAUUUUGAUGUUAGUGCCUGGUAGUAUCAAAUGUAGUAUGCUCGUUAGCUUGAGAAAAAAAAAAGUAUAAAUGCGUGAAGAAAAAAAAGAUUAUGAAUAUUUUCUUAAUCACCCCAAUUCACCAUUAUUAUUUUUUUGUUCUUGUUUUACUGAAAUUUGUAAAUAGCAUUUGUAAGAUAUGUUAACUGAUUCUGAAAAACUUCAAAAAUGUUAUCCUGUAAGGUUUCAACUUAUACACCAAUGUUGUUCAUGAAAACCCUGUAUUCUGUAAUCAGAACUGUUCGAAAAA
Bacillus rossius redtenbacheri is the source of this 2006-nucleotide messenger RNA. RefSeq names its product V-type proton ATPase subunit E (gene Vha26). Gene Ontology annotation, molecular function: proton-transporting ATPase activity, rotational mechanism. The transcript is spliced from 4 exons. NCBI's taxonomy places the organism in Eukaryota, Metazoa, Arthropoda, Insecta, Phasmatodea, Bacillidae. The coding region runs from base 144 to 824 and encodes 226 amino acids. The record is from RefSeq and is a predicted model, not a curated record. Gene Ontology annotation, cellular component: proton-transporting two-sector ATPase complex, catalytic domain. Gene Ontology annotation, biological process: proton transmembrane transport.